AAAUAAAAAUGAGUGCUGAGUCACCUGGCAUUGUGAACUGUAUUCCAUUCUGCCUCACAUUUUUCUGUUCCCUCUAAUUCCCUUCAGCUAUUUCACUUUCGUGUCAUCCUUUAUCAUCAUCUUGGAAUUUCCAUUUUGGCUUCUCCAGCUGCCUCCAGGACUCCCUUUUAAAGGGGGCUGAAUCCAGCUGCUGCACACUGAGCUUCAUCAUCCAGAGCUUCUGCUCCUGCUGCGACAGCCCUCACCCGACGGAAAGAUGAAAGUCUCUGCAGCUGGAUUGGCUCUUCUCAUCAUUUCAAUCUCCUUCUUCCAAACUUUCUGUAGCCCAGCAGGACUCGACAUCCCAAUCUGCUGUUUGACAUACACACGGCACAAACUCCCGUGGAAGCUCAUCCAACGUCAUUACACCACCGGCAGCAGCUGUCCCCAGCCGGCCGUCGUGUUUGUCACAAAGGAAGGCCGCCAGGUAUGUGCCAAUCCCAAAACCAGCUGGGUCCGAAGCUACCUGCAAAUCUUGGAGCAGAACUAAGCCAAGCAGUAUGGCAAGAGUAGCUGCUGUCAUGGACAAGUCACGUUAUUCUUUGCUCCUGCCAUGGAGCAGAGCCCUGGGACAGCAGGAGCCACAGGAGCAUCUGCAGGUGUCCCCAAGGGACUGCUGGAAGGGCACCUUGUUUCGGGGCUGCUGCUCAUCCUUGGCUUGCACAGACCAGGCUUCAGCCUCAUCCCUCUGCCCCAACCCCAGACCCACAGGACUGCACCUUGGCUGUACUAUUUGAAGUUAUUUAAGAAAUCUUCAUAUGGGGCAGUCAGUCCUUUUUCCUUUUUUUCUGUGGAUAAUGAUAUUAUUUAUAGGACAGUGACAGGGAGGAUAUUUAUAGGAGGGUGACCCAGUGUUGGAUGACGGGGGACCCUGGUUUAUACAUGUCAACUCAUGAUUCUGGAGAAUAAAGGAU
Messenger RNA from Parus major (Great Tit), 953 nucleotides. RefSeq names its product C-C motif chemokine 4 homolog. Gene Ontology annotation, molecular function: CCR chemokine receptor binding; chemokine activity. Bases 257 to 529 code for a protein of 90 amino acids. The transcript is spliced from 3 exons. Gene Ontology annotation, biological process: neutrophil chemotaxis; monocyte chemotaxis; immune response. Lineage: Eukaryota; Metazoa; Chordata; Aves; Passeriformes; Paridae. Gene Ontology annotation, cellular component: extracellular region. The record is from RefSeq and is a predicted model, not a curated record.